Messenger RNA from [Candida] anglica, 1761 nucleotides. The record is from the annotation of a GenBank genome assembly. NCBI's taxonomy places the organism in Eukaryota, Fungi, Ascomycota, Pichiomycetes, Serinales, Debaryomycetaceae.
AUGCCAUACUCCGACGAUGAACAAACUCCCCUUAGGAGACCAUCUCAUACUUUCUUAGACCAACCAAUUGGUUCUUUUAAAGGUCCAAACUCCCUCCACAAUUUUGCUUCUUCGUUUACGAGAGCACAAAUUUUUAGUGCUUCGAAAUUGGAUAAUGAUAUUCAUAAGAAGCGUUCAUUCUUUACUCUGCCAUCGGAGGGGUCUUACUUAAAUGGUGAAGAUGACGAACAUCUUUAUGAUGCAGACCUUAUGGUUCCAUCUUCAAGGGGUGAAAGACUCUCAGUUGUAUUCCCUGAUAUAAGUCAUAGAAACCAAAUAUUCAUGAAUGAACAAAUCCUGCCUCAUGGAAGUAAUGAUGUCUUCUAUGCUGAUGACUAUAAUGCAGGAUAUCGUUCAAGACAUAAUUCUGUCUAUACUAAUGCAAUCCCAGUCGGGAAAAAACUCUAUCCAUCCAAAUCCUUUGCUAGUAUACGGUCAGCUAUUUCUGCAGUUACUACUGCUUCUCAAUUCAAUCUUAAACAAAUUGAGGAUAAGGAUGGUCACGUCAUCACAGUUGUAUCGGGUCAAUCUACUGCCCCACAAACAGUGUUUAAUUCUAUUAAUGUUUUGAUUGGUGUGGGUCUUUUAGCACUUCCAGUUGGAAUUAUGAAAGCUGGUUGGGUUUUCGGAAUCCCUUUAUUGGUUGCAUGUGGGUUAACCACCUUUUGGACCGCUACCUUAUUGUCAAGAACAAUGGAUACUGAUCCUACCAUCAUGACUUAUGCUGAUCUUGGUUAUGCAGCAUAUGGUUCUUAUGCCAAACUUAUCAUUUCAUUUUUAUUCUCAAUUGAUUUAUUGGGCGCUGGUGUGGCCCUUGUGGUACUUCUUAGUGAUUCCCUUUUUGCUCUUCUUGGUGAUGAUACCGUUUGGACAAAGACUAAUUUUAAACUUGUAUCAUUUUUGAUCCUUACACCAUUUACAUUCAUGCCAUUACCAGUUCUUUCAAUUUUUUCGCUUUUUGGUAUAAUGGCAACAGUUUCAAUCACUUGUCUUGUCUUUAUUCUAGGAUUCCUUAAACAAGAUGCACCUGGAUCUUUAUUAUCUAUGAUGCCAACAAAUCUUUGGCCUCAAUCUACACCUGAUCUACUUUUAUCUAUCGGGAUCCUAAUGGCUCCAUUUGGAGGACAUGCUAUCUUCCCUAAUUUGAAGUCUGACAUGAGACAUCCAUAUAAAUUCGCCAAAACUUUGAUUCCUACAUAUGCUACCAGUUUAAUUACAGACAUGAGUAUGGGUAUUUUAGGGUUUCUUAUGUUUGGAAGAUAUUGUAAUAAUGAAAUCACCAACAAUAUCUUAUUCACAGCAGGAUACCCACUGUGGUGUUACCCAUUAAUUUCAGGAUUAAUUUGCUUGGUUCCAUUAGCAAAGACUCCACUUAAUGCAAAGCCAAUUAUUCUGACUUUAGAUGUACUUUUCGGAAUUGAUAAUGUUAGAGAGGGCAAUUAUUUUAAGAAUUGGAUCUUUUCAUUAAGUAGAUUUACAGUUAGAAUUGGUGUUAAUGCAACUUUUGUUGCUCUUGCAAUUCUUUUCCCAGAAUUUGAUAGAGUAAUUGGAAUUUUAGGUGCUUCAAUUUGUUUCACUAUUUGCAUUAUUUUACCCUGUCUCUUUUAUUUGAAGAUUUGUGGGAAUGAUAUUGGAGCUUUUGAAAGAUUAUUAAUUAGGGUUGCAAUUUUAAUUAGUACGGUACUAGCUGUAAUUGGUACCUGGGCAGUUUUGCAAUUUUAA